Molecule: messenger RNA, 1385 nt
Organism: Phytomonas sp. EM1
Lineage: Eukaryota; Euglenozoa; Kinetoplastea; Trypanosomatida; Trypanosomatidae
Source: the annotation of a GenBank genome assembly
AAUUUUUUUCUUAGCUAUACAUAUUGCAUACUAAGCAACGCGUCAAUCAUAUAUCCAUAGGCUUGGGUAUUAUGCAUGUCGAAUUGGGAAUAUAUACACAAGCAACCAUUGAUGGUAUUAUUCACUAUGCGGUAGAACUCUCGCUUAUCACCAUUGGCGGGAUUGCAGCCUACUUUGCGACACUAUAUUACAUCCCUUCAACUGCACAGACUCUUUUUCGGCGCAAUCUUUUCGGUAUCGACAUCAACAAAACCACCCCUCAGGAGCGCCAGUUGCUUGCGUUGAAGCGUAACGCCUGUGCCAACACCCCUGGUGCAGUGGAGGACCUUAAAAAGAAGUCUGUACCGGAGUCGCUUGGAAUUUUAUCGGGAGCAGUGUAUCUAUCUGUAAUUAUCAUAUUGAUUUUCUUGUUGCAAGAUGAUAUAUCAGGUAUUUCUGGAGCAUUCACAACCAUCUCUGUUAUGUUAUUGCUAGGGUUUGUUGACGACGUUUUGGAUGUGCGCUGGCGUUACAAAAUUUUUCUUUCUGUCAUUGGCUCACUGCCGUUGAUUAUGACAUACAGGGGCAGUACCACCAUCCUAAUCCCACCGGUCCUCGCGCAUUAUGUAGAAACCAUGUGGAACUAUGUCUUAUCGUCGAUACCGAAUAAUUCAUCGACGUUUCUGCAGCGGCGGGUGACAAAUUACCAUUGGGUACAAUACCACCAAGGUCAUUUGCUGCUUGCCCUCGGGCCCUUUUAUCUUUUCUACCUUUCUAUGUUGUGUGUCUUCUGCACGAAUAGUAUUAAUAUAUUGGCUGGCGUAAAUGGUGUCGAGGUGGGGCAGAGUGUCGUCAUUGCCGUUGGCUGUGUGAUUCACAACUUGGUGCAGCUUGGGUUAGCAAACGUUGCUGAGGGGGAUCCUAAGCAAACAAAGAACCAUGAACUAUCGUAUCUGUAUCAAAUACGCGCAUUAUUGCUUCUUGUUCCUUUUAUCGGGGUGAGUAUGGGUUUGUGGAAGUAUAAUCAUUAUCCUGCAAGAAUUUUUGUCGGGGAUAGCUACACUUACUUCGCGGGAACCGUUCUUGCGGUUGCAGGCAUCAUGGGAAGAUACAGCAAAACGCUUCUUCUUUUUUUCACACCACAAAUUAUUAAUUUCAUAAUUUCUCUACCUCAACUAUUUAAUAUUGUAAGUUGUCCAAAACACCGCGUGCCCAGAUGGAUCCCCUCCAGGGAUGUCCUUACUAAUAGUCGUAACUACACAUUACUAAACCUGAUACUAGUUGUGUUUGGCGACAUGCACGAAAAGACAUUGACAACAGUAGUGAUCAGUCUUCAGAUCAUCACCACCGCAUUGAGCUUUAUUGUUCGUUACAUUGUCGUUUCUUGGAUGUUCGAUUGUGUCUAG